Messenger RNA from Poeciliopsis prolifica (blackstripe livebearer), 5563 nucleotides. Its product is annotated as voltage-dependent calcium channel beta subunit-associated regulatory protein. The record is from RefSeq and is a predicted model, not a curated record. The transcript has 9 exons. Gene Ontology annotation, biological process: negative regulation of voltage-gated calcium channel activity; negative regulation of calcium ion-dependent exocytosis. Gene Ontology annotation, cellular component: secretory granule; plasma membrane. NCBI's taxonomy places the organism in Eukaryota, Metazoa, Chordata, Actinopteri, Cyprinodontiformes, Poeciliidae. The coding region runs from base 983 to 3976 and encodes 997 amino acids. Gene Ontology annotation, molecular function: transmembrane transporter binding.
GUAAGGACACUUUGGUCCUUACAUCAGUUAAUGAUGUACGUUUCACUUUGGGUUUUUUUUCUGUAAAGAAAUGAAAUUGGUUUGAAUCUUUAAGCCACUUAUCAAACCAGCUUCCAGCUUCUUCUCUUGCCUCGUGGAUGUGGGCUGCUGAACGUAAGACACUUUGUUUCAUCUUUAACUUGGUUUAAGUUAACAUGUUCUGACAUGAGGCUAUUUUUAGGGGCAUAUCGAACAAAAAAAAAGUGUUUAUGAGUGUCCACACUUAUUACCAGCCAGGUCUGCUUUCUGAAGUGACUUGAUGCUGUUAGAUGGAUCUUCUGAUUGGUGGUUCCACAGAAGAACCACAACGCUCAGGACUGAAGGCAGAGUUUCUCUUUUCCACCCAUAUUUUAUUGUCUGAAAUCACCCCUGGCUGAAUUCAGAUGGAUCUAUCGCCGGUCCUGCUUUAUAUUGGAGUCAUGAUGAUAUGGAUUGGAAACAAGAUAUAUACACUUUAUCAGAAGACACAUUAUUUCUCACUGUCUGAAUUAAACCAAACUAAACUUGAACUGUCUUCGUUCAAGUUUUUAUGUGUUGAGUCAGAAUACUGAACAGUCCUGGCCUGAAGAGCCAUGCAGUGAGGAAGAGGCCAUUUCAAAUGAAGCAUAAAAGCCAAAAGGACAAUUUACGGAUGAACGCCGAAACAAGAAGCUUAAUCUUUGGAGACUUGUCCUCUGGUUUGAUGAAAGUCCAACUGAAGUGUUGGGCCGUAAUUGUUUCUGUUGGAUGGAAAAGAGAGAGACACCUGCAAGCAUGAAAAUGGUCAUGAAAAACUGACUGGUACAUUUCACAAAACAGACAGCGUCAUGUGUCUUUUCACAAAUCGUUUGUACGCUUUUGGUUUCAACUGUCUGUGGAGACGCAGGCAUUUUCUCUCUUUGAAAGAUGUUUGAAGUGCGGCUGCGGUUGACACCAUCAUUAUCCUAAAGUCGUUUUGCACUCCAUGAGGAAUUCCUGGGCUCUUCUCUCCCCUCUUGAGCCUCUCUGGCAAAAGGAUGUGCCCGUGUCGACAGGCCAGGCGGACAACUACGUGCUGCUGCUGGUGCUGCUGAGCGUCUUCGCUGGCGGGACGCUGGUCCUGCUGUCCCUGCUGCUGCUCUUCUGUCACCGCUGCUGCUUGGGUGGACGACGCUACUCCAGAGCGAGCGAUGACCCCGAGAAGACAAACACGACUUAUGCCGAGGAUUCUCAGCCCACGCAAGAGAUCACAAUUCGUCUGGAUGAAUCAGAUGCUCUCUCAGCGUCGAGCUGUCACGAUGGAGAGUCGGACCGAUUUGUUUCCACCGGCUCCACUGGCCGCAGAGUGUCCUUCAAUGAAUCUGCGCUGUACGAGCAGGAAAAAAACACUCAGGAAAAAGGACGCAGGUACACUCUCACCGAAGGAGACUUCCAUCACCUGAAAAAGGCCCGGCUGACCCACCUGCACCUGCCUCCUGCUCCGUGUGACCUGAAGAUACUCACCAUCAUGGAGUGCGACUCCACGGAGAGCAGCACCAUCAACAUCAGUGAGACUGCAGCUCCCCAGCUGCCUCUCAGCAUCUACCAGCCUGCUGAGAGGAGAGUCCCUGACUGGGUGGGACAGAGCUUGAGUGGGGGGCUGCCUGGAGAUCCACACCACUCCACUGUCCCGGACCAGAGAGACAGGCAGUCCUCAUCUGUCCUCAAGUCCCAGCGCUCUCAGACAAUGGAGGCCGUGGGAGACAGGGGCGAGGCCGAGAGCGAGUGGGAGCCGAGGGGAGAGUCGGCUCAGGCCCCGGGUCCGACGUCUGUUCUGCACUUCCUCUCCAAACUGCGGCGACAUGCCAGCCUGGAGGGGGCCGGGCCUUACUUUAGGAGGUGGAAGUUCGACACCAGCCAUCGGGCGGCCAGUCUGGACGCCAAAGGCUCUCCAAAGAGAAAGCCUUUUCAGAGACAGAGAGCAGCAAGUGAAACCACUGACCACACCGAUGAAGACUCCUCUCCGCUCCCAGAUGACGCCUUUGAAUCUUUCCCACAUAUUCCCAUCCAGACCAGCGGCCUCCAGUCCCUCUCCGCUGAGACUCUGCCUCAUCCUGAAACAGCUCCUACAUCCUCUGUCUUCCUCAGGAGGCUAAAGCUGGAGGCCAUGGUGGAGGUAGGUGGCAGCACCACCAGUAGCAGGAGAGCCAAACCUUGUCUCCCAUCUGAUCCCGCUGUGGGUCAAGUUGAGCCUGCCGUCAAUGGAACCCAAGCGGAACAAGAAACGGUGUUUGGAGCGGCGAUAAGAACGGAAGCAGCAAGAAAUGAGUCGGAGUCUGCGGACGAUGACGACCUGUUUGGUGCAGAGCAAGGACCCACCAGGCGGGACCGCUUUGAAGAGCUGUUGAGGCAAACCGAGGACACAAAAACAGACGUUGGCGUGACUGGUGUGAGAAGAAAGAACUAUGCAGGGACAGAUGAGGGAGACGAUGCAGCGUUGGGAGCUGUGGCCAGAAGAAGGACAGACUCAGGCUCGUCUCUGUCUUUCAUGAUCCGCCAAGAGAGCUCAGACGCACCCCCGUCCCUCUACAGAGACAUCUGGAGCCUUAGAGCCUCUCUGGAGCAAUAUGCCUCUUCAGAUCAGAGCAGCACUGAUCGUGAGUCGGUCCGCAGUGAUGCAGACAGCGUCUCGUCCUUUGGUGGAGCAGGAGCUCGCUCAGGCCUGGACACCUGCCUGUCGCAAGACCUGGACGAUGAGCCUGAAGGAGACGGUGAGGCAGAGGGUGGAACCAGAGGGGCGUCAGGGGCAGACGGGGAGAUGGGGAAUGGGGCUGGAGGAGAGGCGGAGGGAGGAAACAGGAAGUUGCUUCAGAUGGACAGUGGUUAUGCCUCCAUUGAAGCGCCAUCCAGAGCCCCUGAAGAUUUGAGGCUUUUUGGGGCUCCUGGGGCCCCUCGGGGGAAGACUGCUUCUGAGAGGAGACUGUUUUUUACCAGCUCUGGGAGGAAAGGCUCAGUGUGUGAGAGCGUGGAGACCAAGUUGUUUCAGGAGGAGCUGGAGGACCAGAUGGCCCUCAGCACAGACACAGAGGACAGACUGAAGCAGAAAUCUCAGGGUGACAGUCUUUCUCACACCCCUCAAGAGCCAUAUCAGCUACUGAAGUCCCUCCAUCCUCAGAAGCCUCCAGAAACACAAACUCAGCUUAUUUCUCCGCUGGUGAACCCGACCCCACAGCCCCCGAGUCCUCAUCGAUCCCGUCUCCGUCGCCGUGACUACAGCAUAGACGAGAAGACAGAUGCGCUCUUCAACGAGUUCCUGCGUCACGAUCCGCGCUUCGACCAGCAGGACUCUCCGCUGCGCUCCAGGCACAGGUCCAGGGUUCACCUCCGGAAGCAGUGGCAGAGACACAAGCAAUACAGCGACCCGGGUUCGGCCUCAGGGGGAAGGUACUCGCCGUCUCUGGAGAGACAGAGGUUCACCCCGCUCAGGAGGGGGGACAGCGCAGGGUACCCGCUGGACACCAGGUACCACAGCACCCUGUCGAGAAUAGCAAGUGCUGCCGAUGAAGAAGCCAGCGAGGUCGCGGCUUCUGAGGAGGCGGCAAGGGAGAGAGCAGAAGAUCCGGUAGGAGAAGGAGCUGCAGGGAGCACAGCCGACAGAACGUCUGACGGAGCAGACCCAAUGAGAAACAUCUCCUCAGAGUUGGCUGGUGAGUCUGAUGGCUGCCAUGUGUCCCCAAGCAAGGAGGCAAGAAGCGCAAGCAGCACUCUGUCGACGCAAAUGAGCCACAUGGACCCCAGAGUGGACAACAGGAACAACAACAGCAGCCAGGCCAUCCUGUCAGAGGUUUCCCUGCAGGCCCAGAGCAGCCUGGCAGACAAGCUGGUGGCGUCGGUGGACGAGAGACUCUACGCCGGACUGCGCCGUGUGGAGAAGGCCCGACAAGGAGGGUCAGAGGUCAUGGUGACGCACACUGCAUCACCAGGGUCCAAUCCCACAUAAUUCCCUGCUGUUGUAUUUAUCAUAAAACCACAAUAAGUCAAACAUCACCAUGUGUCAGGCAUCUCUAGCAGCUUUAGCUUCCAGCAUUAGCAUUAGCUUCCAACUCGUCCAGUCACACCCAAACUGCCACUGUGACGUCCCUCCGUCUGCAAACAGAGAACUUAUCGCUGACAUUCAAAGAUGUAGAUGCAUCUUUAGAAAACGUUAUUUUCUGACCUACCUGUGACUUUUCAGCAUGCAAACUAGUCCAAACUAGGUGUCUGUGAAUAGUGUACAGUUUUAACCUCUAUGAGCACUUUGAUGGGAUGAAAGCUACCGCUGGUGUUCGUCAGCCAUUUCUCUCAUGUCCUCCUCAAGUGACCUUGUUUGUCUCCGCCGUCAUGAGGGUGAAUGGGCGUGUGAGAGCGGUCGAUCCCACGGAUAAUGACAAUACGGUGAACCGCAAAUGUCCCCUUGGCUUUUACACUCACAACCACAAAAUUGUGUUUAGGUGGAAUUUUACGACAGACACACAUGAACUAGUGCAAAGUUGGAUUUUCUCUUAAAAUAAACCCGCUAUUCUGAAAUGACUAAAAACUGUAGAACCAGAGAGAAUAUGAGGAUAUUAAUUUUCAAGACCUGCCACUGAAUCUCAAUGGCAUUUAGGUAUGGACUUUGACUGGGCCAUGAAGUUCUUGCUCUAUGGGUCUUCUGACAGGGUUUAGGUGUGCAACAUUUUAUUGCAGGCCAAAUGGUUCAGUUUUAGUCAAUAACAAAAUGAAACAACCACGCUCCUCCAGAGUUGGCAUAUUCCUCUUUUCUGGUUUUAUGAAUAAUGUCCCCCUAAUAACAAUCCACAGAUAGCACCAAAUAACAGCAGGAUUCAUACUGAGAAUAAAUCAGCCACAGUUGGACUUUGGUAUUAAGUAGAGAACCUCUGGAGAUGAUUAUUUGCACUAGCUUUUUAUUUCUGGCUAUUUUUUUUAUUUUAUAAUUCCACACCAAUUCCACGUCAUUUAUUCAUUUCAUUUAACAAUUAUGCCAUACUUUGUGUCCGUCUAUUGCAUAGAAUUUCAAUAAGAUAUAAUUUUGUGGUUGUAAAGUUAAAAAAAAAAAAAAAAGUGAUGUGAAUAGAUUUGCAAGGCACCGUAUGAAGAACGACACCAAACAUGUUUACAGCUCCCUGUCUUUCACCAACACUUUAUCAGCCAACCUGAAGAUAAAACUAUAAAACCAGAUGGAAAGCAGAAGAUGCACUCAAAUAAAAUGAAAAUAAACACGUGUGAGCAGUUUUGCAUUAUACUUAAGUUGUGUUUAUUUGUGUUAGUCAUCAGUUCUGGUUGUGUAGCACGGCUGAGGAGACGGCAGGGCUUUAGUGCAUCUGGGACUCUUCAGAGGGAAGACUGACGGAUGAUGCUUGAAGUGAGUGACACAGAGGCCUCCGAGGCUUUGAAACAGAUUGCUCACGGAGGAGUUCAGGCUUUCACAUGCUGAAAGUAAUCAGAGGCGGCUUUGCCUUGUUGUGCCCAGGAGUAAAAGAAAUGAUUAACACACUGUGUACGUCCAAAUAAAAACGUGGGAAUGAUCCGUUUUUCUCCCGAAAACAAA